AUGUACAUCACCCUCUACUACAUAGUCACCCGGCUCCUUGACUCCCUUCGCUCGGUCAAGGACCACUUCCUCUCUGUUUGCCCCACCACACUCACCGUUGACCUCCUCGAGGAGCGCCUCCUGGCAGCUGAGAAGAGUAUAGUCGCUGUAGGAGCCUCUCGUGGUGACCCUCGUGCCCCCUUCUUUGAGGGGUGCUCCCCCUCCCCCCUUUUGCCCUCUGUUGCCUCUGCUGCUGCCGUCGACUUCGUUGGCGCCGAGUCGGUUGGCGCUGCGUCUGCCCCUAGCGGGAGACGCCACACCGGCAAGGGCAAGGGGGGCAAGGGCGCUGGAGGGGCUGGCGGGGGCGGUGGAGGUGGCGGUGGAGGCGGCGGAGGGAGUGAGGGUGGCGGUGGGAGUGGUGGCGUGGGUGGGGGCUUCGGUGGCGGCGGUGGAGGCGGAGGCGGCGGCGGCGGUGGAGGCGGAGGUGGCGGCGGCGGUGGAGGCGGAGGCGGCGGCGGCGGUGGUGGUGGGAGCGAAGGAGGAGGCGGUGGCGGCGGUGGCGGAGGUGGCGGCGGCGUAGGUGGAGCUGGUCGGGGUGGCUCUGCGCAGCGGGGCGGCUUUGGUGGUGGUCAGCGCCAGUCGGGGGUUGCUAUCUUUGAUCUAGAUUAUGAUGCCAUUCUUGCUGCCAUGUAUGUUGUGUCUACUAGUGAUGAGGGUGACUGUUACCUGUGUGUUCCACCUGACCUGGGCAUUGAGGCUGCUGCUCUAGGUGCUGGUGAGGCUGCUACUCUCGGUGCUAGUGCGUCUGCUGCCCCAGGUGCUGGUGAGUCUGCUCUCUCAGGUACCACGUCGGCGCAGGCCUUCCACACCUUCACCCUUGACUCGGGUGCUUCCCGCUCCUUUCAAGACCGCACCACGCUUACGCCGCUUAGUCAGCCAGUUGCGGUCUCCCUGGCGGACCCCUCUGGGGGUCCUAUCCUUGCCCGCUUCUCCACUGUCUUACCGUGUCCGGCGGCCCCCUCUGGCACCCUGUCAGGUCUCUACCUCCCCUCGUUCUCUACGAACUUGGUGAGUGGUGCUGAUCUACAGGAUGGGGGGGUUGACCAGUUCACUCCUGCGAGUCAGCGAGUGACCCACUGUAUGUGUGCUCGGACGGGCCGACACUUGGCCACGUUUACCCGUCAGCCGGGGUCAAGCCUGUACACACUGACUACUGAGUCUCCUCCGGUUGCUGAGUCUGAUUAG
Closterium sp. NIES-65 is the source of this 1224-nucleotide messenger RNA. The record is from the annotation of a GenBank genome assembly. NCBI's taxonomy places the organism in Eukaryota, Viridiplantae, Streptophyta, Zygnematophyceae, Desmidiales, Closteriaceae.